Molecule: messenger RNA, 1284 nt
Organism: Penicillium brevicompactum
Lineage: Eukaryota; Fungi; Ascomycota; Eurotiomycetes; Eurotiales; Aspergillaceae
Product: queuosine 5'-phosphate N-glycosylase/hydrolase
Exons: 4
Coding region: 1-1284 (427 amino acids)
Source: RefSeq, a predicted model, not a curated record
AUGCCAUCUCUGGAUCAAAUUCCGGCCCGGCACAAUGACCAGGUCGAAGCCAACUCCGACGAUGAAGCGGACCCCGAACUGGUAGAGCUUCUGCGCCAGCAUCUCGGACUCGGUGGCGGGAAAGUAAAGGAUGCUCCUCCAGAGACCAAAGUACUUGAGGGUGCUCAGUAUGUCUUUGACAAUGCCAUUGAUGUGGCUGUCAGCCGCGAGUUUACUAAAGAAGCUGCCGAAACGAUAUGGCGUCUCAUGCAGAAGAAAGAGUACUCUACGCAGACGUGGUCGGAGCAUGAAUUGCAUCCUCAGACUAAAGAUGAAAGCACCGUUGACUUCAUUUUUACCAUGGAUUUGCUGAAUUUCAGCUUCUGGUCUGCGGAAGAAGAGGCUCCCAAGCGCUUCUGUAUUGAGUACCGGGGCAAGCUUUGGACUGGCUAUUGGAGUUUGGUUGCUGCUUUGCAAAGAGCUCUCGAUGAAGAUAUCCCCAUCACAACCCCUGAUUUCUGGGUGGACGAAGAAAGAUGCACAGAAGAAGUGCUCCGACAUGUCUUCAGAUCUGCGACAGACGAAGAAAUCCCUAUGUUCAAGGAACGAGUACAGUGUCUCCGCGAAGCAGGCGAAGUUCUAUGUGAAGAAUUCGGCGGUAGUUUUGCAAACUGCGUGGAUAGCGCGAACCUCUCAGCCGCAGGGCUAGUGAACCUGUUGACAGAAAACUUCUCAUGUUUCCGCGAUGAAACCAUCUUUCACGGACGCAGAGUCCGACUCUACAAACGGGCUCAGAUCCUGGUUGCCGAUCUAUGGGCUUGCUUCAAUGGCGAAGACUUUGGUGAAUUCCACGACAUUGAUAAAAUCACCAUGUUUGCAGACUAUCGUAUCCCGCAAAUGCUCCACCAGCUGAACUGCAUACGCUAUGCUCCCAAAUUAGAGUCUCACAUCCGUGACCUGAAGCCUAUUGAGCCAGGGUCGAAUUGGGAAGUUGAGCUCCGAGGCACGAGUAUCUGGUGUGUGGAAUUGAUCAAACGAGAGAUCGAGCGGUGUCACCCAGAGGUCAAGAUGAGCGGUAAAAAGCCAUCCCCGAAAGCCACUGAUGACAAUGAUGCAAAUGACGACAACGAGAACGAGGAGAACAAAGCAAUCGAGAAGGCAGAUGAUGAUAAUGAUACACCGAGAAGGACAUAUGGCAUCAACGCUAUCCUCAUUGACUUCUUCUUGUACGACACGAUGAAGAAUCUUGAGGCGGAGCAUAAUGAGUCGAUUCCUCACCAUCGCACGAGGAGUAUUUGGUAUUAA